AGUGCACACUUGGCGUUGUGGCAGAUUAAACGAAAAAAAACGUCGCGGAACAAAGCGAAUUUAGCUUACAUGACAAAAUUUAAAAAUUAACAAAAUCAUAAAUAAGGAAAUGACCAUUGGAGUGAAUAAAGAGGAAAUCAAAGUGACUUAAAAGCUAAACCAAAACCAAAAAGCAAAGUUUUCAAUACCACAAAAUCAAAAGCAUGUGCAGUGAAGCCUGAGUAACAGUUAAAUAUGUUGAUAAAAUAUAUGUUAGUGCUCUCCUGUGUGGGAAUUUUUUGUGUAAUUCUGGGAAAACCAAUGUCAAAUACAUCGACGACACUGUCGGCGCCUACACCUCUGCCUACCAUCCAAAACCCACUGCAGUCCGAUGAAAAUAUUGUCUUACCCCUAAGCAUUGACACCGAUGUCGCAAACUCAUUAGAUGAUAAGGAACUCGAAUUUCGCUCUUUGUAUGCCACUCAAAUGCUGUCAUUCAUGAACCAAUCCAUACAGCCUUGUGACGAUUUUUACGAGUACGCUUGUGGCAACUGGAAAAACGUUAUCAAACCUCGUCAGACGAAUCACAAACGCAAUAAUUUACUUGACAUUGCCUAUAAACUUGAUGACAUUGCCGAAAUGAUAUUGCAGAGGCCCCACAUCAAUGACAUAGCUCCCGAAUAUGCCGCUGAGUUUGAAAAGGUGCAGAAGUUCUAUAAUAACUGUCUCCAAAGUGAAAUACAUCCUAUGCGCAAAUCGCAAGUCUACUUAGAGGCCAUUAUGAAAAUUGGAGGUUUCCCAGCCGUAGACAAGGAAUGGAAUGCCUCUAAUUUCAGUUGGCUCAAUAUGAGCGCGCACAUGAGUAACUUUGGUCUAAAAAACCUCAUCGAGGAAAAAAUCAUACCCCAACAUCCAUUUCAACCCUAUUUUGAAAUACCCGAUUUUGGUUUUGACAUUGAACUUCACUAUGACAACAUCAAAAAUAGUUCCUCCAACGCCUACACCAAAAACUGGCAACGCAUGAAUGACAUUCUAUCGAUAUACGAAGUCGAGGCCGAGCAGCGAUCCAAGAUUAUCAGCGACAUUUUCGAAUUUCUCAAUGCAACCUUGAAUAUUGUUGAGAAAUUUAAUGAGAGUGACAUAGAAUGCUUCAUAAUUUCAAAUGAUUUUGAGGUAAUCGACUUGAGUGUUGUGGAUAAGCUAUUUCUGGCCUACUACGAGAUUGUAUGGCCAGGCGAUAUAAAUCAAUAUGUGGAAGACCUUCACAAGCCCUGUGCCUAUUUGUACUAUCAUUUGGAUAAGAUUGUCGAGCAGCAGAAGGAAGCAGUGGCCAAUUAUCUGGCACUUAAGUUUCUAUACCACAUCGAUGCCCGUUUAAAGGAUGCGACAUUUCAAAAGGAUUUUUGUUUACAGACCGUCAAGCGUUCAUUGGAAUAUUUUUUUGAUCAUUUGUAUAUGAAGUUAUACUUCAACGAUGAGAUACACAAUGAUGUGAAAAAAAUGAUCAAGGAAAUUCGACAGUCUCUUCACACAAUUCUAUUGGAAGCUGAUUGGUUGGAUGAGACCACACGUGAUGCGGCUCUACUCAAGGAAUCAUCCAUGGCCGAAUAUGUGGGCAGAUAUGAAGAUAAAGAGAUGACUACUCGUCUUUUGGGACAAAUUAAAAAUCUACAAUUUGUAGAAGGAAAUUUCGAGCAGAAUUUGUUGAAUUUGAAAGAAUUCAAAGAGUCUAUUACCCGCUACAACGGUCUACAUUACAAAGAGUUGAGUAAUACCACCAAGCCACUGGAGCUGUUUUUGGGCAUGCAGGUGAAUGCUUUCUACUACAACAUAGACAAUGCAAUUUAUGUCACAGCUGGUAUUUUACACCCACCUGCCUUCCAUAAAUCUUGGCCGAAUGUCUUAAAAUAUGCCACUCUGGGCUUUUUUGUGGGACAUGAAUUUACCCAUGGAUUCGAUAGUGUUGGGGCGUAUUAUGAUGGAGGUGGCAACAAUAACUAUUGGUGGUCCCCAAAAUCGAGCACUGUAUUUGAGGAACGUUCGGAAUGUUUUGUGGAUCAUUACCAGAACUACACCAUUCCUGAAAUUCAGCGAAAUGUCAAUGGCAAAAACACAAAGGAUGAAAAUAUUGCCGAUGGCGGUGGAAUCCGUAUGGCAUUAAUGGCUUAUCGCCGUUAUGUGAAGGAUAUAACCAAAAACACAGAUACCUCUUUAACGAAUUUCUACAAGGAUGAGCGAAUGCCCGGUUUGGACUUUACACCCGAACAAUUGUUCUUUGUGGCUGCAGCCCAAGUGUGGUGUGCAUCAUAUAAGGAAGGCGAUUAUUGGGAAGAACUAUCGGAUGAGCACACAAUCGAUAAAUAUCGAGUAUUGGGCAUGGUGUCCAACAAUGAGGACUUUGCAAAAGCCUACAAUUGCACGAAAGGCAGUAAAAUGAAUCCUUCCAACGAUAAAUGUACGAUUUGGUAGCCUAUGGACUAAUUUAAACAAUAAAUGCUUUGAAGAGUGGACGUUUAAACUCUUAUUAGUAAAUUA
Messenger RNA from Stomoxys calcitrans (stable fly), 2514 nucleotides. RefSeq names its product membrane metallo-endopeptidase-like 1. Gene Ontology annotation, molecular function: metalloendopeptidase activity. The record is from RefSeq and is a predicted model, not a curated record. The coding region runs from base 235 to 2448 and encodes 737 amino acids. The transcript has 2 exons. Lineage: Eukaryota; Metazoa; Arthropoda; Insecta; Diptera; Muscidae. Gene Ontology annotation, cellular component: plasma membrane. Gene Ontology annotation, biological process: protein processing.